UGGGCGUGGCGUGCGUGGCGUGGGCGUGGCGGCGUGCGCGCGGUGAAGGGAGCGCGGCGCGCUGGCUGUGGCUACAGCGGCGGCCUGGACGGCGGCGGUUGCUGCGCCCGGUACUGCGGUCGCUGCCUGAGGCGCAGGCGCCGUGGGCUCAGCCCGCCCCGGGCCUGGGCUCGCUGUGGACUCGUCAUGGUGACCGCGGAGAGGCCUUUCCACCUGGUGGUGUUCGGCGCCUCUGGCUUCACCGGCCAGUUCGUGACCGAGGAGGUGGCCCGGGAGCAGGUGGACCCGGAGCGGAGCUCCCGCCUGCCCUGGGCCGUGGCGGGCCGCUCCCGGGAGAAGCUGCAGCGAGUGCUGGAGAGGGCGGCCCUGAAGCUGGGAAGACCAACACUGUCAUCUGAAGUUGGAAUCAUCAUAUGUGAUAUUGCUAAUCCAGCCUCACUUGAAGAAAUGGCUAAACAGGCAGCAGUUGUCCUCAAUUGCGUAGGACCAUAUCGAUUUUAUGGAGAACCUGUAAUAAAAGCGUGUAUAGAAAAUGGAGCCAGUUGUAUCGACAUCAGUGGAGAACCUCAGGUAAUACUUUUACAUUUAAAAGCCAUGCUACAAAAAUGGAAUGUCAUUAAGUCAGAUCAGCGUAUCUUCCACGUCACCUGGUGCAUGUUUCUGGAGCUAAUGCAGUGGAAAUAUCAUGAGAAAGCUGCAGAAAAAGGGGUUUAUAUCAUUGGAAGCAGCGGCUUUGACUCCAUUCCGGCAGAUCUGGGAGUAAUAUAUACCAGAAAUAAAAUGAAUGGUACUUUGACUGCUGUGGAAAGUUUCAUCACUAUACAUUCAGGGCCUGAGGGGUUGAGCAUUCAUGACGGUACCUGGAAGUCAGCAGUUUAUGGUUUUGGAGAUCAGAGUAGUUUGAAAAAACUACGAAAUGCAUCAAAUCUGAAACCUGUCCCACUCGUUGGUCCAAAAUUGAAGAGAAGGUGGCCAAUUUCUUAUUGUCGGGAACUCAAAAGUUACUCCAUUCCUUUUAUGGGAUCGGAUGUGUCUGUUGUAAGGAGGACUCAACGUUACUUGUAUGAAAAUUUUGAGGAAUCACCAGUGCAGUAUGCUGCUUAUGUAGCUGUGGGAGGCAUCACCUCUGUUAUUAAGCUGAUGUUCGCAGGACUUUUCUUUUUAUUCUUUGUGAGGUUUGGGAUUGGAAGGCAACUUCUCAUAAAAUUCCCAUGGUUCUUCUCCUUUGGCUAUUUUUCAAAACAAGGCCCAACACAGAAACAGCUGGAUGCCGCAUCGUUUACGUUGACAUUCUUUGGUCAAGGAUACGGUCAAGACAUUGGUGCUGAUAAGAACAAGCCAAAUCUCAAAAUCUGUACUCAGGUGAAAGGACCAGAGGCUGGCUAUGUGGCUACCCCCAUAGCCAUGGUUCAGGCCGCCAUGACUCUUCUAAACGAUGCUUCUGAUCUGCCUAAGGCGGGCGGAGUCUUCACACCUGGAGCAGCCUUCUCCAAAACAAAGUUGAUUGACAGACUCAACAAACAUGGUAUUGAGUUUAGUGUCAUUAGUAGCUCUGAAGUCUAAACAUUUGAAGAAUUAACUGAAGUCACAAGGUCCAUGAAUUAACAGCUUCUCUAUUUGAUAUCUGAAAUUAUUCUAUAAGCCUCUCUAACUCUAUGUGGAAACGUUUGUCAAAUCUAAAAUAUUAAAAGCAGGAAAUUGUCCUAGCUUACGCUAA
Molecule: messenger RNA, 1717 nt
Organism: Callithrix jacchus (white-tufted-ear marmoset)
Lineage: Eukaryota; Metazoa; Chordata; Mammalia; Primates; Cebidae
Gene: SCCPDH
Product: saccharopine dehydrogenase (putative)
Biological process (GO): glycolipid biosynthetic process
Cellular component (GO): lipid droplet; mitochondrion; plasma membrane
Source: RefSeq, a predicted model, not a curated record